CCCCUCGCCCCGGGCAGCCCGGGCCGCCGGGGCCUGCGCCUGCCGCCGCUCCGCGGGGCCGCUCCCGCACCGCCACGGCUCCGGCCCCGCGCAGUUCCACCAGAGAGAAACUUGGCCCGUUAUGGCUGUGGGUGGAGGAUGAGCCACAUGAAUUCAGCUCAGCCUGUUUUCCAGCCUGCAUUGCUUCAUUGUGUGUAGCCGAUGGGAUUUGUGGCCCCGUUGAGACCAGCGAUUUGGAAGCGGGGAGUCACGCCGAGGAGCUGUGGAUGGAGCUCUGAAGCGUGCAGACCCACCACUGCUAUGGGAGACUCUGUCGGAGACCCGGUGCCCAGCUCUGCGCCGCAGGGGAACGGCGGGACGUCCCUCAGCGUCAUCACGGAGGGCGUCGGGGAGCUGGCGGUCAUCGACCCCGAGGUGGCGAAGAAAGCCUGCGAGGAGGUCCUGGAGAAAGUUAAGCUGAUGCACGGCGUUUCCUCGGACAGCUUAACAAAAGCAGCUGAUGGCAGCGAGGCGGAGCGCGCCCCGCGGACUGCUGUGGAUUUGCCCAACGGAGACGUCGUGGAGGGCUGUGAAAUCAGGUGCUUGGACGAUCUGCCCAGCACAGCCUCUAAGAUCCAGGAGGAGGACGAGACCACGGCCAACACGGUGAAAACCGCCCGCAAGCGGCAGAAGAAUAACUCUGCCAAGCAGUCGUGGCUCCUCCGGCUCUUUGAAUCCAAACUCUUUGAUAUCUCCAUGGCCAUUUCAUACUUGUACAAUUCAAAGGAACCUGGUGUGCAGGCUUACAUUGGGAAUAGGUUGUUCUGCUUUAGGAACGAGGAGGUGGACUUCUACCUGCCACAGCUGCUCAAUAUGUACAUUCACAUGGACGAGGAUGUGGGGGAUGCGAUCAAGCCCUACAUCGUGCACCGCUGCCGGCAGAGCAUCAACUUCUCCCUGCAGUGCGCCCUGCUGCUGGGCGCCUACUCCUCGGACAUGCACAUCUCCACCCAGCGACACUCCCGUGGGACCAAGCUGCGGAAACUCAUCCUCUCGGAUGAGUUGAAGCCAGCUCACAAGAAGAGGGAGCUGCCGUCCCUGAGCCCCGCGCCCGACAUGGGGCUGUCUCCUUCCAAAAGGACUCACCAGAGGUCCAAGUCGGAUGCCACGGUUACCAUCAGCCUGAGCAGCAAUCUGAAGCGCACAGCCAGCAAUCCCAAAGUCGAGAGCGAGGAAGAGCCUGUCAGACUUGCUCCCGAGAGAGAAUUCAUCAAAUCCCUGAUAGCCAUCGGGAAGCGCCUGGCCACCUUGCCGACCAAAGAGCAGAAGACCCAGCGGCUCAUCUCAGAGCUGUCGCUGCUGAACCACAAGCUGCCAGCGCGUGCCUGGCUCCCGACGGCUGGCUUCGACCAUCACGUAGUGCGGGUGCCCCACACGCAGGCAGUCGUGCUCAACUCCAAGGACAAGGCUCCUUAUUUAAUCUACGUUGAAGUACUUGAAUGUGACAAUUUCGACACAGCGAAUGUGCCUGCCCGGAUCCCUGAGAACCGCAUCCGGAGCACGCGCUCAGCCGAGAACCUCCCCGAGUGCGGGAUCACGCACGAGCAGCGGACCAGCAGCUUCACCACCGUCCCCAACUAUGACAAUGACGACGAGGCUUGGUCUGUGGACGAUAUCGUGGAGCUGCAAGUAGAGCUGCCGGAGAUUCACACCAACAGCUGUGACAACAUUUCCCAGUUCUCCGUGGACAGCAUCACCAGCCAGGAGAGCAGGGAGCCCGUGUUCAUAGCUGCUGGAGAUAUCAGGCGACGACUCUCGGAGCAGCUGGCGCACACCCCCACGGCCUUCAAGAGGGACCCCGAGGACCCAUCUGCAGUCGCCCUGAAGGAGCCCUGGCAGGAGAAAGUCAGGAGGAUCAGGGAAGGGUCCCCGUACGGCCACCUCCCCUCCUGGCGCCUCCUUUCCGUCAUCGUGAAGUGUGGGGACGACCUGCGGCAGGAGCUGCUCGCCUUCCAGGUCCUCAAGCAGCUGCAGUCCAUCUGGGAGCAGGAGCGUGUUCCCCUCUGGAUCAAGCCAUACAAAAUCCUUGUCAUCUCCGCUGACAGCGGCAUGAUUGAGCCAGUUGUGAAUGCUGUUUCCAUCCACCAAAUCAAGAAGCAAUCCUUGCUGUCGCUGCUGGAUUAUUUCCUGCAGGAACACGGCAAUUACAACACCGAAUCCUUCCUGACAGCCCAGAGGAAUUUUGUGCAGAGCUGUGCUGGUUACUGCCUGGUGUGUUACCUGCUGCAGGUCAAGGACAGGCACAAUGGCAACAUCUUGCUGGAUGCAGAUGGACACAUCAUCCACAUUGAUUUUGGGUUCAUCCUUUCCAGUUCCCCCAGGAAUCUUGGCUUUGAGACGUCUGCCUUCAAACUCACCACUGAAUUUGUGGAUGUGAUGGGUGGGCCAGACGGGGACAUGUUCAACUACUACAAGAUGCUGAUGCUGCAGGGUCUCAUCGCUGCCCGGAAGCACAUGGAUAAAGUUGUGCAGAUUGUGGAGAUAAUGCAGCAAGGUUCACAGCUCCCCUGCUUCCACGGCUCGAGCACCAUCCGCAACCUGAAGGAGCGUUUCCACAUGAACAUGACGGAAGAGCAGCUGCAGCUGCUCAUUGAGCAGAUGGUGGAUGGCAGCAUGCGCUCCAUCACCACCAAGCUCUAUGAUGGCUUCCAGUACCUCACCAACGGCAUCAUGUGAUGGAAGCGGGCCGCCUGCUCCCAGAACAGCUCCUCGCCCACCGUGGCGCCCAGCCUGGGCCUGAGCUUCACCCUCUCCGGGGAAGAGGUCUUGGGCCUCAAUGGUAAAAGUAUGCUGAGUCUCAG
This is a messenger RNA of Cygnus atratus (black swan), 2840 nucleotides long. It is a transcript of the gene PI4KB, whose product is annotated as phosphatidylinositol 4-kinase beta. Gene Ontology annotation, cellular component: cytoplasm; membrane. Gene Ontology annotation, biological process: phosphatidylinositol phosphate biosynthetic process; phosphatidylinositol-mediated signaling. Bases 202 to 2715 code for a protein of 837 amino acids. Gene Ontology annotation, molecular function: 1-phosphatidylinositol 4-kinase activity. NCBI's taxonomy places the organism in Eukaryota, Metazoa, Chordata, Aves, Anseriformes, Anatidae. The record is from RefSeq and is a predicted model, not a curated record. The transcript is spliced from 12 exons.